GUAUUAAGAGCGUAAAUCUAUUAACUGCAAUUUUUUUAGCUUAAUAUUUAUAAUGAUUUAUGUUUAAUAGUAAUAGUUGAAUUUGCCACUCAGCAAUUAUCAUAAAAAUUCUUGUUAAUUAUUAAAUUUCAAAUACAAUCAGACAUUAUAAUCACUAAAGAUUGCAUUCUGGUUAGUUAUAUGAUAUUUAAUAGGCUUCAAACACUAUUAAAUUGGUCAGAAAUGGCCAAAAACUCUUUAUUUAUCUUAAGUAACAAAAAUCAUAGGCAUAGAAAUACAUACCAGACUAUUUUACUAUAUUAUUUUUGUAGUAGGAUAUCGUGUAACGUGGCUAUCAAUAAAUUUAUUUGCCAGAUUCAAACUUUGAUUAUUUUGGGUUAUAUACAGAAAAACGCAGGAAACAAAUUGAACAACACUAAUCGUUCUAAUGGCCAGAAAAUUUAA
Messenger RNA from Nematocida parisii ERTm1, 444 nucleotides. RefSeq lists its product as uncharacterized. NCBI's taxonomy places the organism in Eukaryota, Fungi, Microsporidia. The transcript has a single exon. The coding region runs from base 181 to 444 and encodes 87 amino acids. The record is from RefSeq and is a predicted model, not a curated record.